Lodderomyces jiufengensis is the source of this 309-nucleotide messenger RNA. RefSeq names its product URA7. Gene Ontology annotation, molecular function: identical protein binding; CTP synthase activity. The transcript has 2 exons. Gene Ontology annotation, cellular component: cytoplasm; cytoophidium. Gene Ontology annotation, biological process: pyrimidine nucleobase biosynthetic process; CTP biosynthetic process. NCBI's taxonomy places the organism in Eukaryota, Fungi, Ascomycota, Pichiomycetes, Serinales, Debaryomycetaceae. The record is from RefSeq and is a predicted model, not a curated record. The coding region runs from base 1 to 309 and encodes 102 amino acids.
AUGUAUCUAAGACAUAGAUAUGAAGUUAAUCCAGAACUAAUAAAUCAAAUAGAAUCUAAAGGUUUACAUUUUAUUCGAAAAGAUGAAUCAGGUAAAAGAAUGGAAAUGAUUGAAUUAUAUGAUGAUUGUCAUAAAUUCUUUGUUGGUACACAAUAUCAUCCUGAAUAUUUAUCAAAAGUUUCAGAUCCUUCAAGACCAUUUUUAGGUUUAGUUGCUGCUUCUGCUGGUAUACUAGAUGAACUUUUAAAAAGAGAUGAUUUAAAUUAUAAAGGAGAAUUUCAAAGUUGUAAAAUUCGGAUUUGCUUUUAA